This is a messenger RNA of Chelmon rostratus (copperband butterflyfish), 984 nucleotides long. Its product is annotated as aldo-keto reductase family 1 member D1-like. The record is from RefSeq and is a predicted model, not a curated record. The transcript is spliced from 9 exons. Gene Ontology annotation, molecular function: Delta4-3-oxosteroid 5beta-reductase activity; aldose reductase (NADPH) activity. Gene Ontology annotation, cellular component: cytosol. The coding region runs from base 4 to 984 and encodes 326 amino acids. Gene Ontology annotation, biological process: bile acid biosynthetic process. NCBI's taxonomy places the organism in Eukaryota, Metazoa, Chordata, Actinopteri, Chaetodontiformes, Chaetodontidae.
CACAUGAAUCUGACUGCAGGGAGCCACAGAAUUCCUCUCAGUGAUGGGAACCAUAUUCCACUGCUGGGACUGGGCACCUACGGGGACCCUUGGACGACACCCAAAGGCACGGCACUUGAGUGUGUCAAGCUGGCGAUAGAUGUGGGUUACAGGCACUUCGAUGGGGCUUUGGUGUAUUUCAAUGAGCACGAAGUGGGUCAAGCCAUUAGAGAGAAGAUUGCUGAUGGGACAGUGAGGAGAGAGGACAUCUUUUACUGCGGAAAGCUGUGGAACACCUUCCACCCUCCAGAACUGGUGAGACCGGCCUUGGAGAGGACGCUGAAAGCCUUAAGGCUGGACUAUGUGGAUCUUUACAUCGUUGAGCUUCCUAUGGCCUUCAAGCCUGGAAAUGAGUUCUAUCCAAAAGACCGGGAUGGAAAAUACAUCUACCACCACACAGACCUCUGUGCAACGUGGGAGGCUCUGGAGGCAUGCAAAGACGCGGGGCUGGUUAAAUCUCUGGGAGUCUCCAAUUUCAACCGCAGACAGCUGGAGCUGCUGCUGAACAAGCCCGGCCUCAAACACAAACCUGUAUCCAACCAGGUUGAAUGCCACCCGUAUUUUACACAACCCAAGCUUCUGGAGUAUUGUCGUCAGAACGACAUUGUGAUUGUUGGCUACUGCCCAAUUGGCUCCUCCAGAGAUGCAUCCUGGGUGAAUUUGAAAUGUCCUCCCCUGCUGGAGGACGAGCUCCUCGUGUCCAUUGGGAAAAAGUACAGUAAGAGCAGCGCCCAGGUGGCUCUGCGCUUCAACGUCCAGAGAGGAGCCGUAGUGAUCCCCAAGAGCUUCAGCCCCGAGAGGAUCAAACACAACUUCCAGAUAUUUGAUUUUUCUCUCACUGAGGAAGAAAUGAAAGCCAUUGAAGCGCUGAACAAGAAUAUUCGUUUUGUGGAGCUGCUAAUGUGGAGUGACCAUCCAGAGUACCCAUUUCAUGAUGAAUAUUAA